AUGGCCCCGUCGAACUCGUACCGCCAGAAGUUCCGGUUCCUGACCAAGACUCGACCAGUCAGCAAAAAGUUGUCGUUGUUGUUGUUGUUAGUCAGCGUGACGUCGACUAGGCGUACGCGUGGCGUGGUGGCUCGACCGAGCACGAGGAGGGUUGCGGCUAGGGUUGAGACGAAGAUUGCGACUAAGUUUGUGCUGCUGUUGGUGUAUAUUGUUUGGUGGCUUCUUGGCAUGGAGGGUGGGGCAAGGGGGUCUGUGAACGCGUAUAGUCGUGGGAAAAACCUUGGAUUUCUAGAAGCUCGUCAAACCAGAUAUGGUGUACCUGAAAUAUUGCAGCUUGCAGAUGAUGAAGCAAGAUCAGGAAAUGUUCCUUCACGAAUCGUCACUGCACAAGCUGGAUGGAUGACAGAUAUUCCCACAAAUUUCAGGAUUAGGAUUAUUCAGCUCGAGUGCUAA
This is a messenger RNA of Striga asiatica, 453 nucleotides long. Lineage: Eukaryota; Viridiplantae; Streptophyta; Magnoliopsida; Lamiales; Orobanchaceae. The record is from the annotation of a GenBank genome assembly.